AUGGAUGGAUGGAUCGGAGGAAGCGCGGGAAAGCGCGCGCUGAGCGCGAGCGCGGGAAGUGCGCGGAAGGUGCGGAAGGUCGCGGGAAAGUCGCGCCCACCUGUGGAUAGGGAUGAGGUCGAUGUAGAAAUCAGGGAAUACGAGCCUGUAGAGAUAUCACUCUCUACAGCGUCACGAACACUCUAUGGAAAUUGGCAAGGUGUGAUCCCCACCUUAAUCAAACCUCUCCUUAAUUAUCUCGCGAGAACGGUCGGUCAGCCACUUGAGAAGUCGCCUUCUAUCAUAUCUGCGUGUGCAGUUAAUUCAUGUGCUCAAAAGCGCUCAUCCAUCGUUUCUCUCUUUUUUGAUCUCCUUAUACUCCACGGAUUAUUCCCAACCGCGCCCUUGCUUCCAAGGAUAGCGGUUUCCAUCGAACUUCUUUCCUUUUAUCGAGCGCUAUUUGAGCGUUCGUGUGAUGCAGUCAACGCACUUGCAGCCACAUUGAAAACUCAUUACGCUCGGCGGGGUUUCCAGUCAACUGACGAACAUAAUAACCCUAACUCUAAACUACACAGGGAAACAUCAUCCAGGAACCAUUCAGGAAGAAGUCUUGGACAUGCAGUUCAGUGGUACGACAUUCUGCACGUCAAGGUGGAGCGGACAAUUGAAGAAGCAAUCCAACAAGCUCGUGACCGAAUCCGAGCCUCCUGUGAGCCCUCACCACCCGUCCGCGUGGUACAUCCUUCUCAAGAGGUCCGCGAGGUACAUCCCUCUCAAGAGGUCCGCGAGGUACAUCCUGUCCUCAUGCCCAACACCCUUGAUACCUCCCAAGAGGCUCGAUCCGAGUCCCACUUACACAGAGAACACUGUGCAUCAAUCCUGGUUGAGCGAGUGUUGUUUGGCAGACCCCUCGAUCAAGGAGGUGACAUUCAUGUCGCCACAGACGGCAACUUUCAUCAUCGUCACUGCCGCUCAGCGGGCGACUGCCCUCACUUCUAUAAUCCAUCAUACUUCCUACCAAAGACGUACGUCGAUCAAGUUGGCUCUCGGAUACAUAAGAAUCGGAAGCGCCCUGCUACGACACAUACUCCUAUUGUACCUAACGAGGCCAUUGACCAGUGCGAGCAGUCCUACGAAGCCGCUGAUGGGAAAAAGCAGAAGACUGCCAUGGAAAGCUUUGACGACACUGGUUUGAUGGCACUCAUUUGCCGUCACGACAUUCCCCUAUUCUUUACAAACAUCGAUACACCCGGCGAACAGCAGAAGUACUCUGUUGCCUUACUAGAACAUCUGUUCUCACUUCUCCCCACACAGGCAACAGUUAUUGCUCUAUACGAUGUUGGCUGCGUACUAGCUCGCUCACUUUCACAGUAUCAUAUUCUAGAUGUUUCUAUUACUUCACGCCUCCGCUUUGCAACAACUGCCAUGCACGUGUAUGGCCACGAGUGGGGAUGUCAACUUGUCUAUAAUCCCCGGAUGUGCGUUGGAAUGGGUCUAUCAGACGGAGAAGGUACCGAGCGACUUUGGUCGCGACUCAUUCGUCUAAUCGGUAUUGAGCGGUCAUCAUCGCGCCAACGGCGUCUGUGGCUUAUAGACCGUCAGGCAGCCUCCAUCGGAGCUGAGAUGUGCACAGACCUCGGUGACUGGAUCAAGCGACGAUUUCGUGGCAUCAAGACUCAAGUCAAUACCACCGAGGACAUUCUUAAUCACUGUGGUGUCUCGAUUGAAGAUUUACGGUCACUGUGGGCUGAUCAGCGGCGUGCACAACUCUCUGUGCGUGCUCACGCUCCUGCGCGUCUCAAAAAGGAACUGGAUACAGUGCUUGCGCUACAAUCUGAUAUGGAUACUUCAGAUCGGGCGUUGCAGGCUACCCGCACCAUGCUUGAAAAGGAGGCACCUUCAGAUGAUACCCUGAGUGCUCUCGAAGGUCUCGAGAGGGGGCAUCAACGUCUCAUGGACAAGGUCGAAGCGCUAUACGCUUCACUGAAUAUCCACGACAGGUUUCCAGAGCUUCAGGGCGUCAACCUAGAUUUUGUCCGCACCCUCCUGAUGGCCCGCGACCUCAAGAUCAACAUACACAAACGGGCAAUCGGUAGUUUCUUCGAGUGGGAUAAACUCGAUAGGGCAGUUGGUGGUGCUCAGCAAGCGUUAGGCACCAAGCUUCACCAGCAAACUCGUAAAGCAAUAGCCAAGAGACAACCAGCCCUGAUGACAGCAAUUCGUAAGUUCAACUCUUAUUGUGAGCACCUAGACACUCUCUACGACCCUUCAUGGGGGAUACCACUCCCGAUGGCACUUCCAACUAAACUAGCGGAUCUACGCAACGACCAAGCUCUAAUGGAGGACGUUUGGAUCGCACCGUCUGCAGGAGACAUACCACGCUGGUUAGACGAUUCAGAUGUGAGAGAUGGAAUCCGCGCCCUCCUCAAGCAUGAUCGAUGUCAAGAGGAGCGGCAACGGCUCAGUAUUGAAGCUGACAACUUGUGCCGAUAUUUUGGAGACGAGCUCGCUGCUUUAGAGCUUGCUCUUUCCUCUGAUGCGAACGAACUUUUCAUAUUCUCACUGCGGACCCGUCGAGACCACCUUCUUCAACUUCGAUCACGCUGGGAAAAUCCAUUUGCCUCUGUGGCUCGCUUUUCUGAUCGUGUCAAAGUAGCUACAGAUCUCGCAAAGACACUCACACGAGGUGCAACCAAAGCCUCCCUUAGUUGGAUACAUAACCCUCCAAUACUGGCAAUUGAUCACCAAGAAGAUGAUAUCCCAGACUUUGAAGCAGGGCCAGCAUCAAGUAUCGACGCCCAUCAAAUCGCAUUCUCUGACUUCCUCGAGGAAGAUGCUAUUGCUGACGAGGACAUAGAAGACAUUGACGAAGCGGAAAAAGCUGAUGUCACCAUCUGUUGGGCGGUUCCGGAGGUACUUCAAAUUGAUGAAACACCUGUGCCCCGCAAGGAUCUGCGCAUCACUGUGCAAGGGCCAGGUGCAGCAACUAGGAUAUGGCCCUCUCGCCAUGGCUUCCCACGACAAAUAUUUGAUCCAAGGGAUAUCUCCUUCCUUGGUUCCUCGACUGCCCGUCUCAACGAUGUAUGCCUCAAUGGCUGCGCAAUCUUGCUGCAUGAUUCCCAGAUGUCCAUCCCUGUAGCGCAGCGCAUUGCCAUUCUCUCUACUCAUGACCUCCCACGCAUCAGAUACAACGCAGCUGAUGAGAUGCUCUGGCGUCAAAGUUCGUGGACACGUUAUUGGGAGAAGGACAUUUGGAUUCUGCCUAUUCAUCGGCCAGUGCCUGUUGGUCAUUGGGUACUCUGUGUUAUUUGCCGAUCCUCCAAGGAGCUUCAUCUUUUCGAUAGUUUUGCUGAAAAGCGGCCAUGGCAACAUGACAUCAAGCUCGAACCUCUGCAGACGAAUGGCUAUGACUGCGGAGUUUGGGUACUAGCUGCAAUUAUGGCAGUCUUACGAGGUUUUCAUUCUACAGGCCUGCACGAGGAUGAUAUGGAGGGCUUCCGGCAAUUGCUAUAUCACCUCGUUCUCGAUCUCAGCGUAGUGUAG
Suillus clintonianus is the source of this 3522-nucleotide messenger RNA. RefSeq lists its product as uncharacterized. Gene Ontology annotation, biological process: proteolysis. Gene Ontology annotation, molecular function: cysteine-type peptidase activity. The record is from RefSeq and is a predicted model, not a curated record. The transcript is spliced from 12 exons. NCBI's taxonomy places the organism in Eukaryota, Fungi, Basidiomycota, Agaricomycetes, Boletales, Suillaceae. Bases 1 to 3522 code for a protein of 1173 amino acids.